Engraulis encrasicolus (European anchovy) is the source of this 2177-nucleotide messenger RNA. It is a transcript of the gene bgna, whose product is annotated as biglycan a. The coding region runs from base 211 to 1338 and encodes 375 amino acids. The transcript is spliced from 8 exons. Gene Ontology annotation, molecular function: protein binding. The record is from RefSeq and is a predicted model, not a curated record. Lineage: Eukaryota; Metazoa; Chordata; Actinopteri; Clupeiformes; Engraulidae.
UUAAGAGCUUGUCUUGAAAGAGUGCCUUGGUGGCUCUUGGUAGCAACACACUAGGUCUUGACUCUGCUGGCAGAAUCAAACGUAUGGAAUAAUCAUCUAACAGAAUGAAAAUAUUACCAAUGUAAAUAAUUACAGUCUUACCAAAGGAAGUCUACGUAUUGUUACCAUUUGGGAAAUUGGCAAAUAUUUGAAGCAGGAAGACAGAAGCCCAUGCCGUUGCAUUCGUCAGCCAUGCUGCCCAUCGCCAUCUUUGCCGUGCUCCUCUGCGCUGCACGGUCAUCCGCAGGUCUGCCCUUUGAGCAGAAGGCCUUCUGGGACUUUGAGAAGGAGUUUGACGCGCAUGACCUGCUGAUGAUGAUGAAGGAUGAGGAGGAAAGCUCGGGCAUGGGCCCCCUAGACCCACAGGAGCCCCCCGUCUGCCCCUUUGGCUGCCAGUGCAGUCUGCGGGUUGUGCAGUGCUCGGACCAAAAUUUGCACCAUGUUCCCCGUAAUAUUCCCCCUGACACCCGCCUCCUGGACCUGCAGGGGAAUAAGAUCACUGAAAUCAGAGAAAAUGACUUCCAAGGCCUCUACAACCUAUACGCUCUGGUGCUGGUGAACAACCUGAUCUCCAGGGUGCAUCCCCGUGCCUUCCUGCCCAUGACCCGACUGCAGAAGCUCUACUUCUCCCACAACCUCCUCCCCGCCGUGCCCAAGAACCUUCCCGCCUCACUGGUGGAGCUGCGCAUCCACGACAACCACAUCAAGAGGGUGGCACCUGGCACCUUCUCCUACAUGGGCACUAUGAACUGUAUCGAGUUGGGACGGAACCCUCUACGGAACAGUGGGUUGGAACCAGGAGCAUUCGCGGGUCUGAAAUUGAACUUCCUACGCAUAUCUGAAGCAAAACUCACUGGAAUACCCAAAGACCUGCCUGAAAAUCUCCGUGAGCUUCAUUUGGAUCAGAACCAGAUUCAGGCUAUUGAGCUUGCGGAUUUGAGUCAGUAUCGCGAACUCACCAGACUGGGUCUCAGCCAAAAUCACAUCCGCCACAUUGAGCAUGGAAGUCUGGGAUAUGUCCCUUACCUGAGAGAGAUACACCUGGACAACAACUGGCUGAGUAAAGUCCCAUCAGGCCUGCCCCAUAUGAAGUACCUACAGGUGGUGUACCUUCACUCCAACAACAUCAGCGAGGUGGGGGUAAAUGACUUCUGCCCCACUGGCUUUGGCAUGAAGAAGACGUUCUAUAACGGCAUCAGCCUGUUCGAUAACCCAAUCAACUACUGGGAGGUCCAACCCGCCACCUUCAGAUGUGUUGCCGACCGCAACGCUGUUCACUUUGGCAACCACAAGAAAUAGGCCAAUCAGAGUGGCAUGACUUGGGGAAGUUCUUUAAAAUCGAAACGAAAGUAGAAUCAACUGUCUUUUAAAAAAGGCCACGAGAGGGUUUAACAGUGGGUCUUUGAGCGCUUGACAUGAAAUGGCUGAUGGCAUUAUGCAUGGGAUAUGAUCAACAUGGAGGCGGAGGGCAGACACAUCAAGAGAGGCAGAAUAGGGUAAAACGGGAGGGAGGGAGGAAGAAUAGAGCAGAAGUUUUGUUUUCUUUAUUGACUUGCAGAAUAUUUUAGGGAGUUUGUUGCAAAUACAUGGUAAGAGUCGAAAGGUUGAAUCGAGGUGGGGGUGUUAGGCAGGGUUUAUCAGCACAAACUGUAAUGACUAUUUCAAUUUCUAUUUUGCUUUUUGUUUUUUCUCAGUAAAUGACAAGCAUUGGAUAAUACAUGUUGUAAUCACUGCUGUCAUGCAAUGAAGCUUGUACAGCAUUUCCUAAAAUACACACUGUGUGUAAAUUAUGUUUGGCAAAAUGUGACAUUUUUAGUUUUGUUAAUUGUAUUACAGUCCCAGGAGUCAGUUGAUGGAGUCAUUCAGAUUUCACACUAAUGUAAAACUUGUGUGAUUUAUUUAUAUAAAAAUUGAUAAACUGUAUAAAUGUAUGGCUGGAAACGUGUCCAUUCUGGUGCUAGUACAUGAUUUUAUUGAAUAUCAUGUGGCAGCAAUCUCGGUGAAAUUAAAGACUGAACCACUUUAUCGGUCUGUCUCUGCUGUGAGGGUCAAUCAAUAAGUGAGUGGACCACAAUUUAUUACGAAUAACUCAAUCAUAAAUGAUUAUACAAAUCAUGCGUAAAUAAUAAAUGUAAAUG